Musca domestica (house fly) is the source of this 1030-nucleotide messenger RNA. RefSeq lists its product as uncharacterized. The transcript is spliced from 3 exons. Lineage: Eukaryota; Metazoa; Arthropoda; Insecta; Diptera; Muscidae. The record is from RefSeq and is a predicted model, not a curated record. Bases 518 to 919 code for a protein of 133 amino acids.
GUCGCAACGUUAGUCUGUUGCAGGUGCCGAGAGAGUAAAGAACACAAAAUAAAAAUCUAAUCUUAAUCGCCAGUUGGUUUUAUUAGAAAUCGACGCGUUAUCGUACCGUUCAAAAUUCAAAAUUGUAGUAACAACAACGAAAUUGGAAAAAAAUAGUUUUGAAAUUUUUGUUGUUAAUAUUUUUAAGAGCGACACACAUAAACAAAAGCCAGACUAGAGUCAAGGGCUAAGAAAAGGAAUUACGGAUUUAAACAACAUCGAAACUGAGAACAAAAUUAAUUUAAAAAGAAUUCAAUUUUUUCUGACUGUGAUAUAAUUUAAAAUUCCUAAAAAUAAAAAAAUAAAAUAUUUCAAAUCAUUACAAAUUAACAUACAUUUGUUGUUAAUUACAAAUUUUUAAGUUACCUCAAUUGUAAGAGAUCGUACUUAGUUGGUCCAACAAUUUCUUGGGUUCAAAAUUCAUAAAUCUUGAUGCAAAUAAUAUAACCUAAGUCCCGUCCAAAUUAUCAACAGUAGCAUGAUGUCACGUACCGUACGAUACUUUAAACUAAUCUACAUGGCCGCCGGCAUACUGAUGAGCAAUGCCGAUAUUUGCGAAACCGUCGACUCCAUACAAAUCGCACCACGCGUUGAAAUGAAAGAGAAACAACAGCAGCAACAGUUAGCGAAAAAGAAAUCACGUCUUGCCAUUGAAGAUAAACCCAGUGUGGAGAAGAAAGGUGCAAAUGGAUCAGGUGGAGGUGGAUGGUUACCGAAACUUAGCCUAACCAACAUGGUGGAUCGCAUCAAGACGCGCAUACGCCCCCACUUGCCCGACUUCAGCUUGUGGGCAUUGCCCAGUUACGUCAUUGAUUUUUCCACAAAUCUCAUUUGUCGUAAAUUUAUUAUCAACAGUGACUGUGAUGUUAUUUAUAAAUGAAUCGAGAAGAUAAUAGCUUUAAGAAUUAAAAUAAAACAAUUUUUUAAUAGAAAAUAAUUGCUUAAAAUAGUGAAAAAUAGAAAAAUGUGCCAUAAAUAAGGAGAAAUUAAA